GUACCUGACAUCGCUGUCACAUACUAGAGUGGCUACUAGGCUGAUUAAUCCAGGCAUUGUCAUGUCACGCCCUUGAGCCUACAAGGGCUGUUUACACCGUUAACUCGAGAUCUCGAGAUCUUAGACGCCCACGGUGGGGUUUGCCCAAGGGUGGCUGACAUAGAGAUACUACUCGACUUGCGAAAACUUUGAACGAAAGGCUCUUUGGCAUCUUGCGAAGCGGGGUUAAUCACAGGGCGCCUCUGAUGCCCGCCCUUUAUGCCAUAGUCGGUCAUGAAGUGGCGCGGUGUUUUUAUUAUUUAAUGUUCAUCUUGGCGCACGCAUCUCUCUCCAGCAAACACCCAGACAGAGCAACAAGAUGGCGGAACAGGAAACCUCAACGUACAAGAUCCGCUAUGCCACCGAGCGCGACGUCCCGGUGAUCCUACACCUGAUCCGCGAGCUCGCCAUCUAUGAGAAAGCGCUUCACGAAGUCUUCGCCACGGAGCAAUCGCUGCGAGAGUCGCUUUCCUUCCCACUCGACCCCAAGGACCUCGACAAAGGCUUUACGGAGGGAUAUGCGAAGACGCUACUCAUCUGUCCGGUUCCUGGCUCGACCGCGUCAGGCGGGAGUGAGCAGCAUCACCCGGACAUCCACAAGGAUGGGGAAGAAGAGGUCGCUGGCAUGGCAUUGUACUUCCACAACUACUCGACCUGGCACGCCCGACCUGGCAUCUACCUGGAAGACCUGUUCGUGCAUCCAACCUACCGAGGCCGCGGGUACGGCACGGCGCUGAUCCGUGCCCUUGCUCGAGAGUGCCAAAGACUGAACUGCCGCCGGCUGGAGUGGUCCGUCUUGAAGUGGAAUACCCCAAGCAUCGACUUCUACCAAGGCGCGAGCGUAGGCGCUACGAGGAUGGAGGAGUGGGUGGGCAUGAGGGUUGAAGGGGAGCGAUUGGAGAGGCUGAGCAAGAUGGUGGAGGGCAAUUAAACGACUGGCAAUCGGAGGGAGGGAAAAGUUCGCUUUCUGGAAUUUGUUGUCUGUCUCUAGAACCAUUAGACCCUUGAGAGCGGCAUUUGUGGUAUAGAACGGCGCAGCGAACGAAAUGGUGUUGCGGAUGGUCAAGCAGGAUAUGGUUGGGGCGGUUGCCGUCAACGUCAAGUCUUUUUCAGUUCGUCUCAUCUCAUCUCAUCUCAUCUCAUUCGUCCCAUGUGAACACCUGAACGCCUACUCAACCUGAUUCCCGCAGAAGCAUCUAACUCCGAGUUCCAAC
Messenger RNA from Cladophialophora immunda, 1253 nucleotides. RefSeq lists its product as uncharacterized. Gene Ontology annotation, biological process: protein acetylation. Lineage: Eukaryota; Fungi; Ascomycota; Eurotiomycetes; Chaetothyriales; Herpotrichiellaceae. The coding region runs from base 359 to 970 and encodes 203 amino acids. The transcript has a single exon. The record is from RefSeq and is a predicted model, not a curated record. Gene Ontology annotation, molecular function: N-acetyltransferase activity.